Molecule: messenger RNA, 6768 nt
Organism: Coregonus sp. 'balchen'
Lineage: Eukaryota; Metazoa; Chordata; Actinopteri; Salmoniformes; Salmonidae
Source: the annotation of a GenBank genome assembly
AUGAAGGUAUUUGUGCGCCCUACACUUACAUUUGAAAAUAGUUCAGCACUAGAAAAAGGGAUGAACUCGUCAGGUUUGGACAACCUAACCGAAUUUGAAACAUGGUAUCUCAACAGAACGGAUUUCGAGGAGGAAAAUCUGAAACUUUUGUUCGGGAUUGGCAUGGACAAUUUCAUUACGCUUUUGGUUUUCGGACUCAUCUUUACGCUUGGAGUGUUGGGAAACUCCAUGGUCAUCACAGUGCUGGCCCGUAGUAAACCCGGAAAACCACGGAGCACCACCAACAUAUUCAUCCUCAACCUUAGCAUCGCCGACCUGUCCUACCUGCUUUUCUGCAUCCCUUUUCAGUCAACCAUUUACAUGAUGCCGACAUGGGUUCUGGGUGCCUUUAUCUGCAAGUUCAUUCAUUAUUUCUUCACCGUUUCCAUGCUGGUCAGUAUUUUCACCUUGUCCGCAAUGUCGGUGGACCGCUACAUUGCGAUUGUUCACUCCAGAAAGUCGUCCUCCAUCCGCGUGUCAAAACACGCUUUGAUCGGAGUGGUGGUCAUUUGGACACUCUCUUUGGCCAUGGCAGCGCCAGUCGCGGUCAUACACAACAUAUACCAGAGAGAUGAGAAUCACACAUAUUGCUGGGAAGUGUGGCCGGAUCAAAACCAAAAGAAAGUCUAUGUUGUGUGCACGUUUGUUUUUGGUUAUGUAUUGCCCCUGCUGCUGAUUUCGUUCUGUUACGCAAAGGUAAGCAAGAAAUCCUGAUUUAUUUAUUAUUGCAUUGAUAGAUAAUUGUAUUCACAAUGAGUUAUGUCAAUUUCUGAGUUUGGGUACUCUAAAAUGGGGACAACUAAGACAUAAAUUAGAUAGCCUUUGAAAAUACAUUAUUUCAAUAUAAUGUUAUUACAUAUUUGUUAUAACAUAGGCUUUAAUUAAUUGUUUGGUAUGUCAUCACACAAUUGUUUAUGCAUUUUCAGGUUUUAAAUCACCUGCACAAAAAACUCAGAAACAUGUCCAAAAAGUCAGAGGCAUCGAAAAAGAAGGUAUGUAAAACCAUUCAUAACAUUUGCAUAUUGACUGUUGAUGGUGAUCAUUAGUGUAUGAUGGACAACCCCACAAAUGCAGUAUGUUGUGAGUAUUACAGUCUCCCACACCAGUUGUCCAGCAGCAAUAGUAUGGGAACAACACCCACAGUAGUUUAAAGCUACAGUCUGGGAUUUAGAAAGCUGUGCAAUGGUCAUUUCAAUUCUUGAUAUUUACCCAAUGAUUCUUGAAGAUUAUAACUUGUACAUGUCUCAUGAGCUUACCACUAUGACCCACUAUGUCUUUAUCAUAACCCAAAAUAUAAGGUUUUAUUACUUGUGUACAAACACCAAUAAUGUAAAGAAACACCAUAUAGCUUCGAAAUAUAGUUAAAACUAAAUCUACAAGUUUUAUCAUCUUGGACUGUCAGUCCGUGCAUUUAGAGAGCUGUCUAUGAUUUUGGGAGGGGUUACCUUUCUGAAGCCUCAUCUCUCAGCUCAGCUGUAUGCCAAAUAAGUGGCGGGGACCCUGUUUUGUUGUUUUUUGACAUUUUUACUUUAAUAGUUUUGCUAGACAUCUUGUCUAGAGCGCUAGGGAAGUGUUAAAACAUACAAUAUCUUUGAAGCUAUAUAAGGCUUCUAUCCCUGUAGCCUAAAAAUACAGUUUGGAUAAUAUGUUUUCAAAGAUAUAAUCAUGUCAAACAUAUCAUGCAAUGUCCAAUCCCUCUUACUUUUAAAUGCACUUUAUGAUGAUGUUUAUGAUGAUGUUGAUGAUCCAUUUGGUUCAAGUCGUUGCACAAUCUUAAUGUAAGUUGAGAAAUCCCAUGUUUAGUAAUGUGCCAUUUUCAGGGACAUUGUGUAUAGAAGCAUAGAGCCAGAAGCGUCAUGCCAAUAUCAGAUUUGUUCUGUUUAAAAAAUUUUUAAUACAAAUAAUAAUAAUAUAUUUUUGGUUGAUGUUUCUCUGUAAUACUGCUAGCCACCUAGCAAUUUUAUGAAGUUGGCUUUAGCUGGCACAGAUAGGUUCCCAAUCUCUUAACCUCAUAACUAGCUACCAAGAAGCCAUUUCAGGAUAUCAAUCAAGUUAGAGUAGCUAGCUUGUCUAACUAUCUUAGAUGGCAUGCCUACUGGCAAGGUUGGUAGACUUUAGAAAAGCAAGCAAUAACUACAUGUACUGAAUAAAACUCACAUUCCUUUCAAUCUUUUACACAGAUUUUUAGCAGAGAUGCAGAGAAGCAUAUUUAGUUUCUUUAAAAGAAGAACCAUAGACAGCUCAAGAGGUAUGCUUAGAUAUGCAGACAAAUAGACAUAUUUUUGAUAAAUAAUUAAUCAUAAUGAUUAUGGCUCUAGAUUGUGGGAAAAAGCUGUUUCAAAAAGCCCCCCUCCAGACAACCCCCUAGCCAUCCUCACAUAGUCUGUGCCAGCUCCGAUUUUUUGGGGUGCAUGACGCACCUGCAUAGAGCUGCAACGUAUACCAUGGAAGAACCAACAUCCCUUUGCCAGUUUUCUAGGCAAAAAAUAAUAGUCUAGCGAAGAAAAAUAACUGAUAAACUUAGUCAGUAUUGUAAGUUGAAUAUAUAAUUGGUAUCGGCAGGACAUUCCAUCUACAGUGUCCCUGAAGCGCCUGUCCAUUACCACACUUGAGUAAAGCAGCAGAGUGGGACUUUCAGCCAUUACUCUUCCUGAUGGCCAUUUGCCUGUCUGAGCCAACCUGCUGCUGCUGCUCGCCUGGCGCUGCGCUGAUCGUCUGUCAGGACUGUAUCACACACCAACACAUGGGCCUCAGAGAUCUAUAUUUGUUCCAGCCAAUAUGCUCCAAAUAAACGGUUCAGUAGUGUCCUCUGAUGUUUUUAUACAUUGGCUCUUUAGUGUUGGCCUUUUACAAUAUGCCAACACACUGGUCCAUAUGCCUUGCACACAACUAAACAAUAAAAUAGUAAUGAUGGUCUGAACUAAGUGUUUACAAAAAUGUAUUCGCGUUUUGUCACAUCUAGACAGUGUAAAUGUCAUUCAAUGAGUAUAAACUCUGAUUACUGAAAUAUUUGUCUAUAGGAAUAUCUUGACUAUAAUCAGGAUUCCAUCCAACCUUUUAAUGCGAGUAAAGUACAUGUACAAAAAAUGACACAACAGGCCUGAUGGAAACAACUAAUUUGUCGGUAAACUUUCCAAAUGUCCACAAAACUAAAUAUGCUAGACAAGGUGGGAUCUUUUUGUGUCUGUAAAAUUAAUUAUGUGAGAAAUGGCGGUGGAAACGCUUUUACUAAUAACCAUCAUAUCAUGUAAACUUGGAGUCACGUGAUUACAUGUUGUGUGGUCCUCCCACUACGACUUGGGAAAGCAUGCAAUUCAUUAGGCUACAGAUGAAAUCAGUUAUGAUGAACUUCACAGGGUGGUGAAAGUGCAAGAUGAUGAGCUCGAUGCUUGGCUGCCAUUUGACAAAUAAUAAUAAUAAUCUCAUCAUGUAGGCUAUACCCGCACUGUAUCUGCAAACUGUUGGCUAAGGCGCACGUGCCAAUACCAGAGUCGGCACAUUCACUAUAUAACUCCCCAUAAAUUGUAACAAAACCAUCAGUAGAUGUGAAGAUGUGAUGGAAACCCAUUUAACUUAUAUGGGAAUGUAACUGCAAAAAUGAUUUGUUUGUGUACUACGCCAUCACGCACAGCCGCAAUAUGUCAAUUUGAUGUAAACACCUCUGGCGGAAGAAUUUGCAUAUUGUUUUUAUGCAGAUUUUAGAAUAUUCUCAUGAAAAUAUGUUGCCAAUUGGAUGGAAACCUAGUUGAUGAGAUACAGCUGCCUGGUUCAAAUCGAUGCGCAUGUUUGAGCCUUCAACCAUCUCACCCAACCAGCCUAAUUUAUUUACAGUUGAAGCUUGUGGAUACAAUUAUAUGUGUCAAAUCAGUAAAGUAAACUGAGGCUGUGUCCAUAGGCAGAUCAAGAGACAAGGUGUUCAAUUAAAUGUAUAAUAAAAUGUGUGUGUCUGUCUGUGUCUGUGUGUGUGUGUGUGUGUGUGUGUGUGUGUGUGUGUGUGCACAUACAGUAUAUGUACACUGAGGAUACAAAACAUUAAGAACACCUUCCUAAUAUUGAGUUGCACCUUUUGCCCUCAGAACAACCUCAAUUCAUCGGGGCAUGGACUCUACAAGGUGUCGAAAGCGUUCCACAGGGAUGCUGGCCCAUGUUGACUCCAGUGCUUCCCACAGUUGUGUCAAGUUGGCUGGAUGUCCUUUGGGUGGUGGACCACUCUUGAUACACACGGGAAACUGUUGAGUGUGAAAAACAGUGUUGCAGUUCUUGACACAAACCGGUGCGCCUGGCACCUACUACCAUACCCCGUUCAAAGGCACUUAAAUCAUUUGUCUUGCCUAUUCACCCUCUGAAUGGCACACGUACACAAUCCAUGUCUACACAAUCCAUGUCUCAAUUGUCUUCUUUAACCUGUCUCCUCCCCUUCAUCUACACUGAUUGAAGUGGAUUUAACAAGUGACUUCAAUAAGGGAUCAUAGCUUUCAACUGGAUUCACCUGGUCAGUCUAUGUCAUGGAAAGAGCAGGUGUUCAUAAUGUUUUGUACACUCAGUGUAUGUAUGUAUGUACGCAUGUGUGUGCGUGUGUGUGCUCGCAUAUGUGUGUGCAUGUGUGAGGAGUAGGAGGAGGCUGGCCUCGAUCUCCAGCCAUCAGUUCAGUAACUCCUCCAAUGCUGUGAAACGGCGCGUCAGGAGCAGCUGGGAAAACAAUGCUACUAUUGCCACUGUUAUAAAACAUCUCUACUUAUCAGCCCUAGGUACACACAGAAGGAGUACAUGGUGUUUAUAGACUGUCGUGUGUGGCAUCCCAGUGAGCACAACAAAAAUACGUCUUUUCAACGUCUUUUCACCAUCUUGUGCUCAUAGGGAUAUCUCUAAAGCUCCUGUAAUCCUCCCUAAUAGACUCUAGCCCUAAUUGGUCCUUUACUUUGACAAGCGUAUUAAGCAAAUGUUGUACUUUCAAUCCACUCCUCAAAAUAAUCUUGACUAUGUGUUUGGAUUAUUAUAAAGGGAAUCGUGACAUGAGAGCAAUGGAGGCCAGAUAAACCUGGAUUUUUGUAUCAUGCACUUGGUUAUAAAUGUAAUGUGUCAUAUCAAUUCCAGUACUUUCUGACAAUUCAUAACAAACAUACUUGAAUAAAUUAAAUGUCAACAGACGAUUGUUAGCGAUUGCAGUCUUAAAAAACAUAUUUAGGCUGUUCUGCAAAAAAAGUUGUUCCCUGGAGUAGGUAAUGGGUUUGUUUUUGAUUGGCAUGCCACUAUGUUUUAAUGAAUUCCCUGCGUAGGAGGUGUGAGGCACAGUUAAUUAGCUGAUUUAACAGUUUUGCUCUCAGUUAUUUCAGUCAAUUAGGCGUUUAAACAACACACAGGAAUUGUUAUGGAUGCCAAUGCUGGACUGGGUCUUCCAAAAGCCUCUAAAUGGAGAGCUAAAGCCCUUCAAUGUGAGGAUGACAGAGGGGAAGUUACAAUGUUCUACCUCUAUUGUUUCGCUUCAUUGAUUUGGUCUUUUGGGGGAUUUUGAGCCCCCUGACUGUUUGUGUGUGUGUGUGUGGGGGGGGGGAUAUAUGCAAGCAGACACAUUUGUAAACAUCUCCAGCCCAGCCCCAAUGCCUUCUUAGUAUGUUCCCGCUCUUUAAUAUAUCUCCCAUGUUGCAUGCUAAUUAUUUAACACAGCUGUAAAUCAAUCUGCAAGCCAGGAAUGCAGAGGAAAGGCAGUGCAGGCCAGCAAGCAUGAAAUUGGCCUUUCAGCUGACUCUGCUAGUUUUGGCAAAAGACAUCCCAGAUUCUACUGAAAGAUAAUCUCAUAAAGGGACAUGUCACAUGUUUAGUGGAUGCACACAGUUAUAGCAAAUAGACAAUGUAUUGACAUUAAAAGAUAAGUUCAGAAGUCAAAUUACAUUUUUUCUAAGAAAACUGUAGAGGACAAAUGCCACCCUUCAUACUUGGAGACUUCUUACCUCCCUCUCUCUCUUCCCCCAAUAGACUGCCCAGACGGUUCUUGUAGUGGUGGUGGUGUUCUGCCUGUCAUGGCUCCCCCAUCAUGUGGUCCACCUGUGGGUGGAGUUCGGCAACUUCCCUCUGACCCAGUGGUCCUUCUUGUUCCGGGUGGCGGCCCAUUGCCUGGCCUACAGCAAUUCCUCCGUCAACCCUGUCAUCUAUGCCUUCCUCUCUGAGAACUUCAGGAAGGCCUACAAGCAGGUGUUCAGGUGUCAGAUUACCAACUCCCCUCUCAACGAACUCAAGGAGUUACGCAGCAAGGUGGACAACACACCACCCUCCACCAACUGCACCAACGUCUGAUUGGAGGUCACUGAGAGCCAGCUCAACUACGGCCAUGAUGAUUGGUUGUUUUCGAGGGUCCUUCUGAGACAUAUAAUGCUAUGAGGUUCCAUGUUUCUGUUCAGAUAUUGUUGGGGAUGGGAUAGCAUGGGCUAUGGACAGACAAUAUGAAGAAAACUGGAUAUUAGUUCAAGCUACACAGUUCCACAUCAGCGCUGUUCCAUCACCAGAAUAACGCCACGCCAGACGAUGUGCCAUACUGGGCAUACUGUCAUAUGUAUAGUGAGCAUCUCUCUUUCUUUUCUUUCUCUCUUGCUCCCUCUCGCUCCCUCUCCUCUAUCUUGCUUUCUCUCUCUUUCUCUCUGUCAUGAUGACAGUAAGAUUGCUGAAUCUGACUCUCAAGGAAAGGAGAGAAUGUGGACUUUGAUAUUUCACUGAUCGUCUUAUUAUACAUCACAA